CCUCGGUCAUUUCCUGUUUGGACUCAUUUGUGUCCAGUACGCUGUUAAGUAAAGUUGUGCUAUAUCGUGAAAAUCAGUCAGCAACGCAGUUUUACUUCCUGUCUAUCAAGUUUUUUAUCAUAUACUACGUUAUAGCAAGAUAUUACAAACAUGUUUCUUCAAAUUCGUGGCGACCAAACGCAUGUCGUUGAAUGUGAAGAGAAUACCACUAUUCUGGAUAUCAAGGGAAAGCUUGAGAAGCUAGCAAAUAUUGAUGGAGAUGUAAAUCUUUAUUGUGGAGGUCGUCCCUUAGAAGACGAUACUAUUGUUAAGGAUCUUGAAUGUCAAACCCUAGAUUUAAUUGUCCCUCUUUGUGGAGGUAAAGUCCAUGGUUCCUUAGCACGUGCUGGAAAAGUAAAGGCCCAAACUCCUAAGGUUGAAAAGCAAGAAAAAAGUAAAAAGAAGACUGGUCGUGCAAAAAGACGUAUUCAGUACAAUCGCAGAUUCGUAAACGUUGUUCAAAGCUUUGGACGUCGGCGUGGACCUAAUGCUAAUUCUAAUUCUUAAAUAAUUUUAUCAUGCGUGUACCAAGAUAAUAAAAUUUUAUUAAACUAAAA
Molecule: messenger RNA, 596 nt
Organism: Polistes dominula (European paper wasp)
Lineage: Eukaryota; Metazoa; Arthropoda; Insecta; Hymenoptera; Vespidae
Gene: RpS30
Product: ribosomal protein S30
Biological process (GO): translation
Cellular component (GO): cytosolic small ribosomal subunit; ribosome
Molecular function (GO): structural constituent of ribosome
Source: RefSeq, a predicted model, not a curated record